CUUACAUGCAGUGUCCACUCACCCACAAAGUGUCUUGUCUGUCCAUCCAAGCUGUCCUGUCUUGUCGGUCUACUGGCCUUCUUCCAUUACCUACCUGCAAACUGGCCAUUUUCUCUGUCUCCCUGCUUUCUCGCCACUUCUGCUUUCAUUUUGGCCUGAUGCUCCCUCCCUUCCUGUCUUUUAGCAGCAUUGGGAUGAACAACUCCACCAUCAUGGGGGGCCGGUGCCGGCUUAACGACCCCAUGCAGUUCAUCCUGGUGCCAGCCGUCUACUGCCUGGUGUUGUGCGUGGGGUUGCCAGGCAACCUGGCGGCCUUGCUCGUCUUCCUGCAGAGCGGGCGGGUGAGGAAGGCGAUCCGCAUCUACCUCAUCAACCUCACACUGGCUGACAUCUUCUUCAACCUCACCCUGCCGUUCUGGAUCCCUUACUACCUGGCGGAGGGGCACUGGGAGCUGCCGGAAGCCUUCUGCCGCCUGGCCGGGGCCACCUAUUAUUUGGCUACCUACAGCGCCAUGGCCUUCAUGACACUCAUUAGCCUCAACCGCUACUGUACGGUGGCCAAGCUGGAGCUGGCCUUGAACAAACCCCAGGGAGCGUUGGUGGCCUGCACGGUGGCCUGGGUGUUGUGCGUAGCCUGUGCUGUUCCCUCCUUGGUUACCCAGCAGACUCACCGGGCUGAAUCCAUCAGCCUGAAGUGUUUUGAGCAGCACUCGGGCCGGAGCAGCUACGCCUACGCCAUGGUGGUUUUGUUUGCGGCCUCCUUCCUGAUCGUGUUAGGCGCCUACCUGUCCAUCAUGAGAUCUCUCUCCGCUGCCACCGGCACCUGUCGAGGUGGACACCGGCGUCGAGCACGCGCCAUGGCCCUGGGCAUGCUGUUGGUGUUUGUAGUCUGCGUGGCCCCCUAUCACCUCUCCCUGGUUCCCUGGGUAGCUGACUGGAUGUCUGGCUCUCUGUGCAGCCCUCCAUCAUUCCUGGACAACCUCCACAUGUUCAGUGUGGCUCUCCUGAGCCUCAACAGCUGCAUCGACCCACUCAUCUAUUGCUUCUCCAUCAAGCGCUUCCGGACAGAUUUGUGGGCGAUGGUGCGAAAGGUCACCCGCUGCCACCCGCUGCCCUUGCCACCGCCACCACCUCUGCCGCCACCCUCAGAAAACAGAUUUCCAGCCAAUAUUAGGUCAUCUUCCUUAACCUCCUCAUAGCUGGGGUGAAGACAGUGUCCAUCCCUCACACAUUUCCAUCUUCUCUUCUGUCUUCUGGACUUGGUUGGAAAUGACUUAUGGACAGAAAGGCCUCAUUUGAUUGGAUUGUGUAUUGUAAGUAGCAACUACAUUGAGUUACCUGUCAGAACUCUCUUCCUAUCUGUGAUCCACAUCAGUUCAAAUUAGGGCGGCCAGGUGUCCUUUUUUAAAGAUCAAGAACCAUAAGAACUGUUGCCCGUCAACAAUGAGCACCUGAACAGGAGACUGAACAGGCAGGUACACAGGCCACCUGGUCAUAGU
Molecule: messenger RNA, 1499 nt
Organism: Elgaria multicarinata webbii
Lineage: Eukaryota; Metazoa; Chordata; Lepidosauria; Squamata; Anguidae
Product: platelet-activating factor receptor-like
Exons: 1
Coding region: 6-1199 (397 amino acids)
Biological process (GO): positive regulation of Rho protein signal transduction; phospholipase C-activating G protein-coupled receptor signaling pathway
Cellular component (GO): plasma membrane
Molecular function (GO): G protein-coupled receptor activity
Source: RefSeq, a predicted model, not a curated record